Molecule: messenger RNA, 3547 nt
Organism: Eriocheir sinensis (Chinese mitten crab)
Lineage: Eukaryota; Metazoa; Arthropoda; Malacostraca; Decapoda; Varunidae
Product: probable 18S rRNA (guanine-N(7))-methyltransferase
Exons: 7
Coding region: 163-987 (274 amino acids)
Biological process (GO): rRNA (guanine-N7)-methylation
Cellular component (GO): nucleolus
Molecular function (GO): rRNA (guanine) methyltransferase activity
Source: RefSeq, a predicted model, not a curated record
CAAAUGGUCUCGGUCUUGGUUCACCUGAUGUAAAAUUGUAAACAUGGACACGCGGGAGGCGGUGACGAAUGAAGUAUAAUACUUAAAUACCCGCUCUUCCCGGCCUCGUCUUUCAACCAUUUUCCUCAGGGGUGUCAAGCGUAAGGCAGUACAGCCAUCACCAUGUCCAGCAAGCGGCCCGAGCACCAGGCGCCUCCAGAAGUGUAUUAUGGUGUGGAUGAAGCAAGAAAAUACACCCAAAAUUCACGUAUAAUUGAAGUGCAGGAGAAAUGCACAGAGCGAGCUUUAGAGCUGCUGGCUCUGCCCCCUGACACCCCCGGCCUGCUGCUGGACAUUGGCUGUGGCUCAGGCCUGUCUGGGGAGGCCAUCACAGAGAACGGACACUACUGGGUGGGCAUGGACAUCUCCCCCUCCAUGCUGGAUGUGGCUCUUGAGCGUGAGGUGGAGGGGGACAUGCUUCUUGCAGACAUGGGUAGUGGUAUGCCCUUCCGCCCUGGCAUGUUUGAUGGCGCAAUCAGCAUCUCGGCGGUACAGUGGUUGUGUUACGCUGACUCAGCCACCCACAGGCCAGCCAAGCGGCUCUAUAAACUCUUCAUGACUCUCUUUGCCAGCCUGGCACGAGGCAGCCGGGCAGUUUUCCAGUUCUACCCCGAGAAUGACGCACAGGUGGAGCUAGUGGUGUCCCAGGCCAUGCGGGCGGGCUUCACUGGCGGCCUGGUGGUGGACUACCCCAACUCCUCCAAGGCUAAGAAGAUUUACCUGGUGUUGAUGACGGGGGGUGGACCCUUGCCCAGUGGCCUGCAGGGGGAGGAGGCAGGUGGUACUCAGGCCCUAUAUCAGCGCAGGGAGCGCAUGAAGCAGGUGCGGGGGUCUCGGCAGCCCAAGCGAGCGUGGAUCAUGCAGAAGAAGGAGCGGCGGCGCAAGCAGGGGCGUGAGGUGCGGCCCAACUCAAAGUACACAGGUCGCAAAAGGGCAGAGAGGUUCUAGUGGGUGGUGGCAUCACUGGGGUGCCUCAAGGCUGUGCUUCAAGGACUUAGCUACUGACUUGUUGCUGUGCUGGAGAGUGGUUGCUGAGGACUGCUUCUAUUUGGAUGGUAUGCCUCAGCAUCUCAGUUUUGGGACUUUGUUGGUAUUACUAUCAAGGUUAGAAAUACUCACACCAGCAGACUAGAUACAGAUGGCCCUCAACUUAUCAUGGGGUUACGUUCCAAUAGGCGCACCUAACAAUACCAAAGCCGAUCCAGGAUUCAGGACGUUUCCUAAGUAAAAGAAGGUAAUGUUAUACUUGUAUUUCGUAAAGAAUCCUUUUAACCAAAAACUUACUAAAAUUAUGAGUGUUCUUUUUCUUGAACACAACAUUCAAUAACCAACAACAAUAAUAUGAAAAUACAUAUAGCUACUGUUUCCAGAUUGUCGUACUCAGAGCAUAGAAUUUAACGGUUUCUGACGCCUAACUAUUGCCAAGAAACAUCAGGAUCUUACUCUUUUAAUGAUAACUAUAAAUUGGUUUCGUUUUUAGAGCCCAGAAGACAGUUUUGGGGCAGAAAGUCGGGAAAUAUAAGCGGCUGAGUAUGACAAUCUGGCAAUAAUCUGUGGCCGAGGCAGCAACAGCCUGCCAUAUUGUGGGUGUCAGAUACCUAAAAUAGCAUACUUUUACUGCUCAAAGCAGGUGAUGCCACUUAUUGUGACUUCGUGAGCUUUCAUAUUUAUCUAUUUGUGUAUAUUUCAUAGUGGCAAAACUUUAAUUACUAGUUUCAUUUUUACUAGUGACACGAACUUGUGCCUGUUUAUCACAAUAGAAUUUCACUCUAAUAAGUGAAUCAGACACCACAGAAAUAUUACCAGUGUGUGUAUGAAUGAAUACAAAGAUAAGCACAUACUUUGAUUUAACUCUAGGAUGUCUCGUGGAUCAUUAAUAAAUAAAAACAAAAUAUCCUGCUAAGCUACUCUGUAGCCCAUUACCUUUAAUGGUGCCCAAAAAACAGUCCCUCCGCCAAGUUCGUACCCCACAUUUGGUAAUGUUAGGUGCGCCUAUUAACCCAUCUAACAUUAGAUAAACAUAUCGUAAAUCAAAUUCACAACUGCUGAACAUCAUAGCUGAGCAAAGUCCACCUUAAAUGUUCUCAGAACACUUACAGUAGCCUAAUGGGCAAAAUAUUCUAAAACAAAGUUUAUUUUAUAAUGUAUAGAAAAAACAUCAAAUUAAUAAAAAUGAAGAAUGUAAUUUAUUGAAUCCUACUGCCGUUGCACCAUCAUAAAGUAACAUUGUAAGUUGGUGCAUCAUAAGUCAGGAAGCAUUUGUAUUGUGAUGGUUUGUUCCAUUGGGGGCUGGUAGGUCAGUGUUAUAAAGAAGAAUACUUGUCCCCAGACACUGUUGCUGGGCUGAAGGCUCGUGGUUAGGAGUGUUGCCAUGUGCCGUGUGGUGGUUUGUGUAGUUUGGCUUCCCAUAGAUGGAGGGUGGAGGCCUAGAUGCACUUUUUCAGUUUUGUCAGCAAUGGGCAGUAUUUUUAAGGGUGUCUGACCAGUUUUUGCAGUGAGACACUGAAACAAAGUUAUCAUAAUAAUGUCAUCUUUAUCAUUUGUAUGAACAUUGUCAUUCAUAUAAAUGAUUCACCAGAAAUUUUCACAAGUGCCUGGGCAUGUCAUGGAACCUCAGCCCCUAGGAUACAUUGCUAUAUACCAGGGCUACUCAAGUAUGAUGAGCAAAGGUCCACUUAGGCAAGUUCAAAUGUAUGCGGAGAUCUGGAUAAAUAUUGUAGCUGGACCCCAGGCUCAAGGAGUAGACAAAUAUAAUUAAAUAACAUGAAGGUCCUGGUGAUGAAUUCCUGCAAGUGUAUUUCCUCAACUACCCUUGUUUGGGGAGGCGGUGGCUGAAUGGAUAGCGUGAUGGUGCCGCGUUCAGGACGACACGAGUUCAAUCCCCGCCCGGUGCCACCAAGCUGGGAUUUUUCAGCCGCUGCCGAGUGGCUUAAAACUACCCACAUGUUGCCCAGAAGACCACCUAUCAACCCGGACUCUAGAUUCUAGGAUUAAAGAUGAGGUCCGGGAGGGCAGCAUGAGCCAAUGCAAGAUGGCGCCACUAUAAACACUCGCCUGCACCAGAACAGGCUGGGCCGACCAUCAGGCCCCACCGGGGAGAAGCCUUGGGCCGACCAUCAGGAUCCACCGGGAAGAAGCCUACUGGCGCAAUAGGCCACGAUGUAAAAAAACAACAACAACAACCUGUGGGGUCUGUAGUCAGUCGAGGAAAUAUACUUGCAAGAAUCCAUCGCCAGGACCUUCAUGUUAUCUAAUUAUAUUUUUCUUCUUCUGGAGCUUGGGGUACAGCUACAACACUCAGAAGGUCCGUAUUGGACUGCGGUCUGCCAGUCGAGUAAUCCUGCUAUAUAGUCUAUUUAUGCUAUGUCAUCCUGAGCUACUGUUUUUCAAUUCUACUUCGUCUCCACCUUCCCCAACUCCUGGCUGGUACCCAGUCCCUGGGCUCAGAUUGUGGAGCAGCAGUGCUGUGCAAUGUUGUUAUCUCUGUUGAUAAUAAAAAAUGUAUGUA